AUGUAUGAAUUACUUAUGCCCCCGAAUCUCUACAAUAUCCCCUCGGCCAUCGGAGGUUCUAAAGAGGCCAAAUGUCCGGCGGCCCCAGCUUACACCAUCGUGGGCCGACAUCCUCCUCCGAAGAGAAACGAGGCCUUCCCCGGCCCUGGGGCUUACGAUGCGACCGACGCGCCUCUACAGCCCAGGCCGGCGGCUUACACAAUCAGGGCCAGGUUACCCGACCCGUCAACCCGGACCAAAAAUCCUGGACCGGGUGCAUACUACCCGGAAAAGAUUUACAAAGCCCAUCAACUCCUGCCUCCUGAAUUAUCUUUUGGAGUCCGUCAUACCCCAUACAAAGGAAUUCCCGAUAAACACAUGAUCCAGAAUGAGGUCUUGUGCACAGGACCCCCGAGGGGAAAAUUCGAUCCUUUUGCUUUCGAAUAA
Molecule: messenger RNA, 426 nt
Organism: Ctenocephalides felis (cat flea)
Lineage: Eukaryota; Metazoa; Arthropoda; Insecta; Siphonaptera; Pulicidae
Product: outer dense fiber protein 3-like protein 2
Exons: 3
Coding region: 1-426 (141 amino acids)
Source: RefSeq, a predicted model, not a curated record